This is a messenger RNA of Toxorhynchites rutilus septentrionalis, 1283 nucleotides long. RefSeq lists its product as uncharacterized. Lineage: Eukaryota; Metazoa; Arthropoda; Insecta; Diptera; Culicidae. The transcript is spliced from 3 exons. Bases 370 to 732 code for a protein of 120 amino acids. The record is from RefSeq and is a predicted model, not a curated record.
UUGAAGUGAUACCAAUACUUUUCUCCGAGACGGAACAGCACAGAGCCCCAUUCACUCCCAUUCACAUUUUCACAUCGAUUUCGCGUGAUCUUCAGCGAGUCCGUCCGUCCGUUUCACCUAUGCGAGGUUUGCAGGUCUCAAUUCUCUCUCUCUCUCUUCCAAUCGCAAUCUCUCAAAUACCACGCUUCGCAGGUGAAACUGGUCCUCGCGAUUGCGACCAUAUCCACACGCUGUAUCGCAGUUUCACUUGUGCUCUCUCGCCAAACUGAAGCUCAGGAAGCGUGUGGAUCUUCGAUUAGUAGUUUAUUUUUUCGCGCGGCGUAAAUUAUUCAAAUAGUUUCCCCCAAACGACACGAGAACCGUUCGAAAAUGUCACCAACCAGGAUGUUGACGACGAUCGUCCUUGCGCUGGCCGUACUUCUGCUGGCGAUCGAAGCGAGCCCCAUGUACUACAAGAAGGUUGCCGGACAAAAGUUCGAACCAGAUUGGGUAGCAGUGUCAUCAACCGUCAUUCCGCUGGCGGAGUACCGGGUGAGCGUGGGCGCACUUAAAUCCACACCGCCGGACGAGUACAAGCGGGCCUACUUGCGGCACAAAAAGCUCACCGCACUCAGCAAGGUGAAGCUGGACAAGGAAGGCACCUCGCGAGUGGUCGUACGGGUUCAGCAGCACCCCGACACGCUCAUCACCGCUGGCAAAAAGAUUCCCGAGAAGAAAUCGACGGGCGAUUAGGCGUCGUCGGUGAGGUUACCAACGAGUUGAUGCACCGAAGAGAACCUUCAAUCUAACAACAAACAAACACGUGCGCUGUAAAUAACAAUCCCCGUUGCAUUAUUUAUGUUUGUUAUGUCUAUGGAGUGUUUUUUGUCUACCUGUUCCCUCUCGCUUUCUACUUGUGUUUGGCGCGGCGAUCGGCUCAGCCAAGUGCCAAUAUGUAAGAUGAUUUGAUUACUCCGUAAUAUAUGUUUGUUGAAAAAAUAAAUAACCCGAAUGUGAUAUUUCAUAGCAGUUUUGCAGAUUUGGAGAAAUUUAGGCCGUGUCACUUGUCCCGAAUUGCGACUGAGAAUAACGGAACAUCAAUUCGAGAUCACGAUUACUUUGUGCGGUCAAGUUUCCAAAUUAGGGCCACAUGAGUAAUCUCUAGAUGAUGAAGAUUCCGCCUACGUAAUUUGUUGAGUUGUGAGCUGUUUUCGAUUUUCUGUUUGAAGGUUUUGUUUUUACUGAAAAUGCUUUCAAUAAGGAUUGAGAUAGUGUAUGCCUUUUUGUUACAUUUUAGUUUCCAU